Messenger RNA from Emiliania huxleyi CCMP1516, 1368 nucleotides. RefSeq lists its product as hypothetical. Gene Ontology annotation, cellular component: cytoplasm. Gene Ontology annotation, biological process: sulfation. NCBI's taxonomy places the organism in Eukaryota, Haptophyta, Isochrysidales, Noelaerhabdaceae. The transcript has 2 exons. Gene Ontology annotation, molecular function: sulfotransferase activity. The record is from RefSeq and is a predicted model, not a curated record. Bases 1 to 1368 code for a protein of 455 amino acids.
AUGCGCAUCCUCGGCAUCACCGGCACGCUCGGCGCGGGCAAGGGAGCGGUCGUCGACUACCUCGUGCGAGAGUGCGGCUUCCGUCACCUCUCCAUUCGUGCUCUGCUCGCCUCCAUCAUCGCCGAGCGAGGCCUGCCUCUCGACCGGCCGUCGAUGGUGCGCGUGGCGAAUCAGCUGCGAAAAGAACACUCGUCCUCGCACCUUGUCGAUCGGCUGCUCGAGCAGGCGCGCGCGGCGGACGGGCCCUGCGUCAUCGAGUCGAUCCGCACCACCGCCGAGGUGGGCGCGCUGCGCGAGGCGGGCGCUUCGCUGCUCGCCGUCGACGCGCCUCAGGCGCUACGGUAUUCUCGCAUCGAGGCGCGCGGCAGCGAGACCGAUCGCGUCUCCUUCGAGCAGUUUGCGGCCGCAGAGGCGCUCGAGUGGGACUCGGCGGGCGACCCGGCGAGGCAGAGCUUGGGCGAGUGCAUCCGGGAGGCGGACAUCACCCUCGUCAACGAUGGCACUUUGGAGGCGCUGCGUGCAAAGCUGCGCGAGGCGCUCGCGGAGCUGCUGCUCGGCGACCCGCGCACGAUGGCCGACAUUCGCCGCCGCUUUACGCCGCGGCCGAGUGACGUCCACAUCGUGACGUAUCCAAAGGCGGGCACGUCGUGGGUGCAGGAGGUGGCGUGGCUUGUCAACCACGAUGGCGACAUCGAGUGUGCGGGCCGCGUGCCGAGCUCUCAGCGCACAGUCUACAUCGAGCUCAGCACUCCGGCGGUGGACAAACUGGCCGUGCUUGCGGCGUCGGCCGGGCCUCGGCACAUCAAGUGGCACCACUCCGCGCCGCUGCUGCCGCCGCGGGUGGUGGAGGAGGGCCGAGUCAUCUACCUGUAUCGCAACCCGCGCGACACUGCAGUCAGCUGGUACCACUUUCAGCGGAUGAACACGCUGUACGGCUUCACGGGCACGUUUGCGCAGUUUCUGGACCUCUUCUUGCGGGGCGACGUGGCGUACGGCGACUACAUGCAGAGCGUCCUCUCGUGGUGGGCGCUGCGAGGCCGCGCGAACGUGCUUGUCCUCUCGUACGAAGAGCUGAGCCGCAACCUGCCCGCGGCCGUUCGGAGGAUCGCCUCCUUCCUGGGCAAGGCGCCGACCGACGGCCAGGUCGCCGCGAUAGCGGCUCACUGCAGCUUUGAGCGGAUGGCGGCCAACCCGAUGACGAAUGCGUCCUCGAUGCCCAAGGUUGCCGGCGAGGGCGAGUUUAUGCGCCGGGGGCAGGUGGGCGACUGGCGCCGCUACUUCACGCCAGAGCAGGUGCGCCGCAUGGACGAGUGGAUCGCCCAGCGCGCCGGGAGCGAGGCGGCGCCGCCGUUUGAGUACGAGGCCUGA